AUGCUGAGGAAGAGAUCUAGAGCAACAGCUAGACAAGCUCUAAUGGCAGAUUCUAGUUCCUCAACAUCUCCCGCAGAAAAGUACAAGAAAUCGGCUUCAUCUUUCUUCGGUUCUCCAAGAUUGUUCACCAAUUUCACAUCAAAAGGUUUCCAUGAAACUGAAACUAUGAUGAGCCCUACCUCCAUACUAGACAGCAAGCCGAGUGGCUUCAAGAACCCCUUCUGGUCUGAAACAAACAGCCCCAGAACCCCAGGGGUUGAACACAAGCGUUACUGGGAUAAAUUGGAUUCAAAAGGCGUUGGUCUUGGCCUAGUUGAUGCUCUUGUUGAUGAAAAACAUGGUGAAGUAACAUCAAAACCAGAGAGCCGAAUGGUUCUGUUUGGUUCCCAGCUUAAGAUUCAGAUUCCUCUCUUGCCACCAGCAAACCUUUCUCCAUCCGAAUCACCCAAAUCCAGAGCUGAUUUUGGCAUCAAGAUAAGAACUUCUCAAUUGGGUUCUUCCUCUGGAAGCUUUUCUCCAUCUCCUGUGGAUAAAUCUGCAUCUGGGUGUGCCAAUCCUGCCCUUGAAACCUCCAAUUCUCAUCGAGUUUUCGCAGGGUGUCUCUCUGCAAGCGAAAUGGAGCUCUCUGAAGACUACACUCGCGUGAUUUGCCACGGGCCCAAUCCAAGAACUACUCAUAUAUUUGAUAACUGCAUCAUAGAGAGUAGCUCCUUUGAUUUUGGGUACUCUGCUUUUGCCAAGGAAAAUGGUUGCUUUCCUGAUCACACCACCUAUCCCUCUGAGAGCUUUCUGAGCAUAUGUUUUUACUGCAAAAAGAAUCUUGGGCAGGGUAAAGACAUCUACAUGUACAGGGGUGAGAGGGCAUUUUGCAGCCAUGAAUGCCGUUAUGAGGGGAUGCUGUUGGAGGAGGGGGUAAGCAAAUUGGAAGCCGAUGAUGUUUAUGGGACUUAGUUCCAUUCCUUUUGCCCCUCACCAAUCCAAAACCAUUCCCAUCUUUGCUUCAAAGGGCUUAGAAUAACACCCUCUUCAUUUUGAGUUACAUAGGUUAAUUUCUAGGACACAAAACAGUCCUUGGAAAUCCUGGAUCACUGUACCUGGUUUUGCUCUUUCUGCUUCUCACCCUCUCUGGGAUAACUGCGCAGAAGAUAGAGAGGAAUUGAAAGGAUGAGAUACUGUAGAGGUUAUUUUUGUUGAAAUAAUGGAUUAGGGGAUUGUUGUUGGGAUAUCCACAGUUUUUGUGUUUCAACUCAUAGUAAUGAUAAUGUUGUAUUACUUGAGCUUACAUUAUCUUUGUUUAUUGUUUAUAAAAUAUUCCACAGUAAUGAUACUAUAAUCACCCACAUAGGACCAAUGACAUCAU
Gastrolobium bilobum is the source of this 1360-nucleotide messenger RNA. Its product is annotated as FCS-Like Zinc finger 8-like. NCBI's taxonomy places the organism in Eukaryota, Viridiplantae, Streptophyta, Magnoliopsida, Fabales, Fabaceae. The record is from RefSeq and is a predicted model, not a curated record.